AUGAAAGAAGAUUUGUCCGAAAAUUGGAAUAUUGGGGCUACCGUUCUGUACGAUCGACCACCAAGUAUAUUCCGGACUAUAAGCUUACAAGAGAAACAUGAGUGGUUCCUAAAGUUUUGUCAAAAAUAUUCAGAACACUUUGAACAGAAUAGUGAAGAAGAUAACUCAGAUGAUUCAGUUAAUACUGUAUUUACACAUUAUUUUGGCAAUGAGGUAAAACUGAAGCCUAAUAGGCCCGGAUUGCUCUUCAGCAGUACUAGUUGGACGCCUGAUGAAGACUUCAGUAUACUGAUGGAAGCUCUGCAAGUUUAUGAAACCACAUACAACAUCACCAAGAAUCUUCCAAAACUAAUUUGUGUGAUUACGGGCAAUGGGCCAAUGAAACAGCAUUACAAAGAUAAAAUAGCAUCUAGGAAUUGGCAACAUGUGAAAGUAAUAACACCAUGGCUUGAUGCAUGUGAUUACCCUACUAUGGUAGCAAGUGCCGACUUAGGAGUGUGUCUACAUACCAGUUCCUCUGGUUUGGAUUUGCCUAUGAAGGUUGUUGACAUGUUUGGAGCAGGCUUACCAGUGUGUGCAUUUUCAUUUAAAUGUCUUGACGAACUUGUUCAUGAUGGCAUCAACGGUUAUGUGUUUAAAACAAGCAAUGAACUCUCAAAACUUCUUGUUGAAUGGUUUGAUGGUUUCCCUAAUAAUACUGAGAUGAACAAAAUAGCCGAGAGGAUGAGGCGAGAAGUUUCACAGUUCCAAGAGUCAAGGUGGGAAGGAAAUUGGAAUUUACGGGCUAAGCAAUUUUUUGAAACC
This is a messenger RNA of Iphiclides podalirius (scarce swallowtail), 804 nucleotides long. The record is from the annotation of a GenBank genome assembly. NCBI's taxonomy places the organism in Eukaryota, Metazoa, Arthropoda, Insecta, Lepidoptera, Papilionidae.